GGGUUUAUCUUCUCUCUCUUCAUUUCUUUCACACACAAACCCUUCGCACUACCUGAGGAAGAACUACGAAGGAAAAUAAGCCGUCAGUAACAAUGGUGAAGCCAAGGAAAGUUAGCAGAAACCCAGAUCUUGUCAAGGGUAUUGGCAAAUUCAGCAGAUCAAAGAUGUACCACAAGAGAGGUCUUUGGGCUAUCAAGGCCAAAAACGGCGGCGUCUUCCCAACCCACCCACCUAAGUCUGCGGCUCCAGCUCAAGCCGAGAAGCCGGCUAAGUUUUACCCAGCCGAUGACGUCAAGAAGCCAUUGAUCAACAAGCGCAAACCCAAACCCACCAAGCUCAGGGCAAGUAUCACACCUGGGACAGUGUUGAUUGUAUUGGCUGGAAGGUUUAAGGGAAAAAGAGUUGUGUUUUUGAAGCAACUUUCAUCUGGGUUACUUUUAAUUACUGGUCCCUUCAAGAUUAAUGGCGUUCCUCUUAGACGUGUCAACCAAGCUUAUGUAAUUGGUACCUCUACUAAAGUUGAUGUUUCUGGAGUGGAUGUGUCAAGCAUUGAUGACAAGUUCUUCGCAAAGCAAGGCGAACAGAAGAAAAAGAAGGGAGAGGGAGAAUUUUUUGAGGCAGAGAAGGAGGAGAAGAAUGAACUUCCCGCCGAAAAGAAAGAGGCUCAAAAGGCAGUUGAUGCUCCUUUAACUAAGAACAUUGAAGCCGUCCCUGAGUUGAAGGCCUAUUUGGCAGCAAGGUUUUCAUUGAAGUCAGGCAUGAAACCUCAUGAGCUUAUCUAUUAGAGGAGUUAACUAGGGAGUAGUAGCCUUCGCUUAAGAUUUUGCUACCUUCUUAUUAAACUGUUUUCCUGUUUUCUCAUAUGUUUGUUUUACUAUCAAUGACGUGGGUAUUUACGAAUUUGUAUGUGAUAUUACACUCGUAUGAAAGCCUUCAAAUUUUGUUA
Molecule: messenger RNA, 946 nt
Organism: Beta vulgaris subsp. vulgaris (sugar beet)
Lineage: Eukaryota; Viridiplantae; Streptophyta; Magnoliopsida; Caryophyllales; Amaranthaceae
Product: 60S ribosomal protein L6
Exons: 4
Coding region: 93-785 (230 amino acids)
Biological process (GO): ribosomal large subunit assembly; cytoplasmic translation
Cellular component (GO): ribosome; cytosolic large ribosomal subunit
Molecular function (GO): structural constituent of ribosome; RNA binding
Source: RefSeq, a predicted model, not a curated record